This is a messenger RNA of Orbicella faveolata, 3225 nucleotides long. RefSeq lists its product as uncharacterized. NCBI's taxonomy places the organism in Eukaryota, Metazoa, Cnidaria, Anthozoa, Scleractinia, Merulinidae. The record is from RefSeq and is a predicted model, not a curated record. Gene Ontology annotation, molecular function: protein binding.
UUAAGACCAAAACCGCUCGAAAACCAUACCCCUUGUAGCCGCACAUACCUAUAUAGCCCAUAUAAGGGAGUGCCCCCCCCCCCUCGGGGAAAAACACGUCAGUAGUCAGUAUUGUUAGGACUGUUCUAAUUUUUCUUUUCAUUAAAGAGGAUUAGGUUUAUGCUCUGAGCAAGACAAAUUCAUGCUUUUGAAAACAUCCUGAGUAUCAUCAUGUCUAACACAAUUCGAUCGAGAUAAUUAUUUUAAUUACCAUUCUCAGGCAGUAUGCUUCCGGAAGCAAUAUUUUCUUUUUCGGCGUAAGAAGGGUUUUGUUUGUUUAAACGAUUAAAUGGCCGUAAUUUACAGAUUUUUCUUUCAUGUCGCAUAAUUAACGCCGCGACGCCUGAACAAAAGCAGUAUUAACUGGCUUAGCUAAGGCCCGUUAUUUCAUUAAGGCUUUAAAGCAACAUGCACGUCACUUCGGAUCUUAGAUUCUACCACGAAAACAGGCAAAAAACCCAACUUUUUCGUGACUAGAAUGCCCAAAAAUUAUCACUAGGUUUAGAUGAGUUCUCGCAUUUUAAAAGCAAACACUUUGUUUGCUUUUAAAGUUGCAUAAAAUUAGUCGAAUACUAAACAGCUCGCUCCGGUAAUCUCUCCCAUGAGAACGUGCCAUUGUCUGAUACACGUCAAAAGUACAGUUGUUAUUAAAAGUCAGUGAGCUUACUUCUUCCGAGACAAGAAUCUAAAGCGCACGGAGGGUAAAUUGGUGUAAACAAACGGGUGUUUUCUUCUCCGAUCGCGAGCGGAUGAAAACAGACCCCACGCGAGCUUUUUGCAAGAAAGUACAGGAUUCCUUAUCAAAAAAAGAAUAGUCGGAUUCGCUUUGAGCGUCAACGGUCAAUUAGAGCAAGGCUGGAAACCUACAAUAGAUUAAAUGGCAACAAAGAGGCAAACGCCCAAAAUAAAAAUCGAUUUCUGGGAGGAUGGAGCGAGUUCAGGCAACUCAGAAGUCACGAAAAGCGCGGAAAAAAUGUGUGUGAAUAAACUGAAAUUGAAGUACAGAUCGGAACGACACAGUAGCUACAGUUGCGCGCUCAGGGAGGCGGUAAUGACCAACAAAGCAGACGAGAUACCUCGAAUUGUACAGGAGGAAGGGAUCAAGGUCAGCGAAAUGAACAAAAGUGGCGUUCCUUUGAUUCACGAAGCGGCUUUCGAAGGGAGACUAGAAUGUGUGAGAGCAUUGUUAGACUGUGGCGCGAAAAUUAACACUGUGGAUAACGAGGAUUGGACGGCCCUGCACGCGGCUGUGCUUGGCGGUCAUGUGGAACUCGUUCGCUUGUUGAUUCACAAGGGAGCUGAUCUGUACGCUGAAACGAUCGAGAAGUACAUUCCUUUUCAUAUCGCGAUAGAAAAAGGUGACGAAGAUAUGAUCGCUUUACUGGUGGAAAAGAUGGCGCAAUUUUCCGCUUUUAAGGGAAAAGAAUGAUAUAAAGAGGAAUUGUAAGUUGCUGGUGCAGUUAGGAAAUACACGAACCUAUUAUGCAACACUUAUUAAACUGCUUUUCAUGUUGAUAACCAGUAAUCUAAUUUUUUAUGCACAAUGUAAGAGAGAAUCUUAAUUAGGGUUUGCAUGGGUCAUCUCAGUUUGUCAGCUCAGCCCAGUCCGCACGCAAACGCCACGUACCUUCUGCUGCUGGCGGUGGAUGCGAUUGGCUGUUGCUCAGAAUUAAGUAGUUCCAAGUACUAGUAUAGCUGGUUUGUGACUUAACUGACAAAGAAAUAAGGCUAUAUGUCGGACCAUGAACAAGGAAAAAUAUCCCCAAGAGGAUUUCAAGUUUCAAGAAGUUUUUUAUUUCCACAGAGCAAAGUAAAAUGCAAUGUGGAGGUUUGUUAAAGAAAACUGCUGUGUCAAAAAGAGUUCACCUCUGCUAAGUGAUAAAGGUCCGCUACUGAACACUGAUCCAAGGACUGGCGGAAAAAUAGCAAGAAAGCAAGAAAAAUCGUAUGAUUGUAACUUUUUCACCAAUGUGACCGCCAUAAAGAAACGUCGGCAGUUUGAACCAAUCCGUCACACAACAUACUAGGGCAGUUUCAAUCUUUAAAUUCCAUGCACUUGAUGAAACCGUAUUCGCUUGGAUGCUCACGUACUCCUUAUAAGACCUUAUAAUCGUAUGUAACACUAGUCUCCAACCACAGACAGAUAAAUCCGUCUGCAAAGCUAAUCUUUUAGUUUUCUUGUAACCUUAUUGUGAGUUGUUGACAAAACUUUAGCUCGUGAGAAUAUGAUCCAGUCUCUCUCUACUCGCCAUAGCUCAGACAAGCACGUUGAGCAAAUGAGAAGAUUCACUCGGUAUUACGAUAGUUGCUCCGACUAACCGCUAUCUUGGAUAUGAAAGACAGAGAAGGCCUGGUUACGCAUUGAUUUAUGGGUAAUGUUUUUACAGGCCAGCUGUUUGAAACCGAAAUAGACCUGGAGGACUAAAAGGUCAGAGUAGACAUGCUUUCAGCAGUUCGUGCUUAAUUGUAAAGGAAAGGAGACAAAUAAUUUAUAAAUAAACUCAUGACCAUAUAACGCAGACAGAUUUUCGCUCGAGCAAACGAACGCGAGAAAAUCUUUCUGCAUCCGCUGGCCAGAAAAGUCAUAACGAUUUUACUCUCCAAGGAGAGUCAGUUUCAAGCCCCUAGUCUUUUAAAUUGAUUCACAAAUUUCCUUUUUGCAAACUAUCGAGAAACAAAAGAACCACACGCAAUUAUCCUGCCCAAUAGCUUUCAUUUGAAUAAUCGUUGAUCUCAUUAACUGAUAAAUCCAGACACUUUAACGAACUCCAGGACUGAAUGUGGCCUGUGGACGAAAAUAUUACACCUUUUUUGUCAGCAUACGUGCUAAGCUGGCAAGCAAAAAUCAUACAAACGUGCUAGACCUGAGCAUCAAUGAAGCUUUACCUGAUUCUCCUUUAUACUAAGUUAAAACAAAGUCACUGCACGGACAGUAACUCCUAGCUCUUCUAGAACCCUGAGUUAUGACGCAAAUACCCUAUUUUUAGGUUUAUUUAAUAUUAUAUUGGCUCGUUGGUUACAGCCGCAACAAUAACGGUGUUUUUGAAGACCCUUGCCGUUUUCAUUACGACAAUAAACUUGAAUAUAAACUGAACCCUUUUAUCGUCAUUUCUAAAAGAAGUUAAUAAUUAACAAGUUUUGUAUAUUUUAACCUUGGGUUCUGGCGAAUCGUUAGAUACAAUUGCU